ACCUGUGAAGCUGGGAUAGGGUCAGCGCCCUAAAGCCAGCCCCUUCUCUUUUGCCAAGACCUGCCUCUGCGCAGCCCUAAGUGGGUGCAGCUGGAAUCCUGAGCCUGCGAUGGAGCCCCGGCUGGGGCCCAAAGCUGCCGCCCUCCACCUGGGCUGGCCGUUCCUGCUGCUGUGGGUCUCCGGCCUGAGCUACUCUGUCUCCUCCUCAGCUUCUCCCUCUCCUUCUCCGGUGUCCCGAGUCCGAACGAGCUACAAUUUGGGAAGGACUUUCCUCGGUCUUGAUAAAUGUAACGCCUGCAUCGGGACAUCUAUUUGCAAGAAGUUCUUUAAAGAAGAAAUAAGGUUUGACAACGGGCUGGCCUUAAACCUUGGACCACCUCCUGACAACUUGCCUUCUUACUCUGCAAAUUACUCAGAUGAUUUCAAAACCUGGCGCCCUGUGGAGAUCUCAAGGCUGGUCAGCAAACAGCAAAACAAGAUCUCAGACAGGAGAAUCUGUGCCUCCGCAGCUGCCCCCAAGACCUGCAGUAUUGAGCGUGUCCUGCGGAAAACAGGGAGGUUCCAGAAAUGGCUGCAGGCCAAGCGACUCACACCAGACCUGGUGCGGGGCCUGUCCAGCCCUCUCUUGCGCUGCCCAUCACAGCGACUCCUGGAUCGUGUGGUCCGGCGCUAUGCAGAGGUGGCUGACGCUGGCAGCAUUUUCAUGGACCACUUCACGGACCGGGACAAGCUGCGUCUCCUCUACACGUUAGCAGUCAACACGCAUCCUGUCCUUCUACAGAUCUUCCCGGGCGCUGAGGGUUGGCCGCUUCCCAAGUACCUGGGCUCCUGUGGUAGAUUUCUGGUCAGUACCAGCACCAGUCCGCUGCAGGAAUUCUAUGAUGCGCCCCCAGACCAGGCAGCCGACCUGGCCUACCAGCUCCUGGGUGUCCUGGAAUCUCUGAGGAGCAAUGAUUUGAACUACUUCUUCUACUUCACCCACGUGGAUGCAGGCAUGUUUGGCAUCUUCAACAACGGGCAUCUGUUCAUCCGGGACGCCAGUGCGCUGGGCGUGAUCGACAGGCAGGAAGGCAGCCAAGCAGCCUCCAGGGCAGGAGACGAUAAAGACAUCUUCAGCUGCCUGGUCUCUGGCUGCCAGACCGAGCUGCCCUCCUGUGACACCAUCCCUGAGAAGCAGAACCUGGUGCUGGUGUGCAGCCAGGUGUUGCCCCUGCUUCUCCAGGCCAAGUUCCCAUCCCCAAUGCGGGAGGAGAUUGAUGCUGAGCUCACUCGCUGUGCAGACGGAACCCGGCCAGACCCGGAGGUCCUCGGGGCUGCCAGCCGGCUGAAGGACAUCUUGAGACCCCUGAGAACCUGUGACCCCAGAUUCGCCUACCGCUACCCAGACUGCAAGUAUAAUGAUAAGUUCUGAGGGGCUGGAGCCUUGCCGACCCACAUCCUUGGAACUUCCACUGCCCACUCGGCUCACUGCAUCGUUGAAAGAAGCUGCUCCCUUUUAGCCAUUGGGAGAAAGGCACUUUGGUGUCCCAGAGACAGAGGAACAUGCCAACCACCAGAGGACAGUUGGGCCAGAGGGUGGUGUGACUGCUACCUGCCCCCUCCACCCCUAGCUGGGACAUCAUAGAAGAGCCCAGGGUUGGGCAUUGGAAGACCCGGGUGUGGACACUCACUCAACCUCUCUGAGCCUCAAUUUUCUCUCUUCUCCACAAGACUCUUGAGUUAGUGAAAAAUGCCAGAGAUGUGAAAGGCCCAGGACACACACUUCCUACUCCCAGCCCAGUUGGUUACAAAGAAUGUUCCAGAAGCACGCAUGCACAGGCAGGG
This is a messenger RNA of Odocoileus virginianus texanus, 1824 nucleotides long. It is a transcript of the gene DIPK2B, whose product is annotated as divergent protein kinase domain 2B. NCBI's taxonomy places the organism in Eukaryota, Metazoa, Chordata, Mammalia, Artiodactyla, Cervidae. The record is from RefSeq and is a predicted model, not a curated record.